Messenger RNA from Zea mays, 1516 nucleotides. RefSeq names its product trafficking protein particle complex subunit 11. The transcript has 4 exons. The record is from RefSeq and is a predicted model, not a curated record. Lineage: Eukaryota; Viridiplantae; Streptophyta; Magnoliopsida; Poales; Poaceae. Gene Ontology annotation, molecular function: protein binding. Bases 80 to 1516 code for a protein of 478 amino acids.
UGCUAUUUAUGCGGAGUUCAGAAGGGAUUGGCCAGAAGCAUUGAAGUUCUAUGAGGAAGGUGUUCGUGUUUUGCGUGAGAUGAUUGGAACUUCGACAAGGUUGCCUCCAACCCAACGCCUGGUUGAGAUAAAAGCAGUUGCCGAGCAAUUUCACUUUAAGAUAUCAACCUUGCUACUUCAUGCCGGGAAAGUGGUAGAAGUAAUCACAUGGUUCCGUAAGCAUAUCAAAAGCUAUGAACGGGUUCUUGGAACACCAGAAGUUGCUUUUCUUCACUGGGAAUGGUUUAGCAGGCAGUUCCUUGUCUUUGGUGAGCUGAUAGAAACAACAUCCACAACUAUUCCAGAUACACUAUCUCCUCGAUUUGGCACUGCAGACAACACAUUGACUGAGUGGGAAUUUCAGCCAGCAUACUACUAUCAGUUAGCGGCAACUUACUUGAGGGAGAAGAGGUAUGCCAUCGAAUGCUCGUCAUCAAUGGCUAACCUUACAACAGAAGUUAAUGGAGUACCUGAGUCAGUAAUGCCUUCUGUAUAUGUUGGCCAAUAUGUGCGCUUGUUUGAGCAAGGAGAUACAGUUAGUCUACUACCCCUUUCUGAUACUGAAUACACCAGCUAUGCUUUGUCAGAAGCUGAAAGGUUUCAAGAUUCUUAUGAGAUAAUAGCAUUGUUCAGAAAAGCUUAUGAAUCAUUUCAGAGCCUAGGUGCUACAAGAAUGGCUUCUGCCUGUAGCAGUGGAAUGGCCAUAGAAUAUUACGCAACUGGUGAUUUUAGCAACGCAAAACAGCUUUUUGAUAGUGUUGCUGGUCUAUACCGUCAAGAGGGUUGGACCAGUUUGCUCUGGGAGAACCUAGGAUACUUGAGAGAGUGCUCAAUGAAACUUAAUUCUCCCAAGGAUUUUAUCAGCUAUUCCCUAGAGAUGGCUGCAUUACCAUUAUUUUCUGGUAGUGGAGAGGAAAAUCGAGAAAACAAAAUUAAGAGUGGGCCUGCAGGUUCCCCUACCAUUUCCAGGAGAGAGAAUAUACAGCAGGAAGUUAUUAAUGUUUUGGAAAGAAAACAGUCAUCAGAAGGAACAUAUGAUGGAUUUAAUAAUGAGAUAGAAGAAGUUACUCACCUUGAUAUUGAUCAGAUAAGUCUGCUAAGAAUGGUGCUUACUGCAUCUGUUGCUUUUCAUGAUCAAUCUGUAAAACCUGGUUCACCUCUGCUUGUCAGCGUGUCACUCUUAUCUCAUCUUCCUUCUCCAGUUGUGGUUGAUCAGUUGGAGGUUCAGUUCAAUCAAUCUGACUGUAACUUUGUGAUGCAUAGUGCACAGGAAGACUCACUCCCUUCAUAUUCAAAUUUGCAUGGCCAAGUUAUUCAAGAUACUUCUUCUCUUACUUUACAGGAUCAUUAUGGAAUUGAAUUAAUUUGUUUUACCCUGAGCAUUAAUCUUAGGAGUUGCUGGCCUGACAAUGUGAUCUCUGUGACUUUAGGUGCUCUUUCUUCAGACAAAUUAUUACAUACUAUUUUUACUGCUUAA